AUGGUUCUACGCUUUAGGAAUGGUCACUUAUCACUGCAACCUCAUUCAGGACGACCGUCGACAUCCCGAACGAAUGAAAACAUCAUGCAAGUUCAUGAACUGAUUUUGGAGGACCGUCACCGAAAAAUUGACGAACUUGCUGAUAUGAUUGAUGUGUCCUGCAGUUCUUACCAACGAAUUUUGAGCGAAGAAUUGCGAAUGAUAAGAGUUGCAACAAAAUUUAUGCCUCGCUUGAUCAUGGAAGAUGAAAAGCAGCCAAGUUCUUUCAAUACUGAACUUCUGAAAACCGUAGCUGAGGAAAAUCUGAAGCAAACAGCACGAGAAUUAGCAAAACAGUUUAAAUCACACUUCGAUCUUAUAACGCAUUCAUGA
This is a messenger RNA of Octopus sinensis (East Asian common octopus), 372 nucleotides long. RefSeq lists its product as uncharacterized. The transcript is spliced from 2 exons. NCBI's taxonomy places the organism in Eukaryota, Metazoa, Mollusca, Cephalopoda, Octopoda, Octopodidae. The record is from RefSeq and is a predicted model, not a curated record. The coding region runs from base 1 to 372 and encodes 123 amino acids.